Molecule: messenger RNA, 1176 nt
Organism: Brassicogethes aeneus
Lineage: Eukaryota; Metazoa; Arthropoda; Insecta; Coleoptera; Nitidulidae
Source: the annotation of a GenBank genome assembly
AUGGACUCGUGGCUCAUUAAAAAACAGAUUUUGCCAAGCAGUGAGGACAACAGCUCAGUCUCAAGACCAUCGACAUCGGGACCUCAGAAUAGCCAGUCAGAGCUAGAAAGCAGCGACUUUGAGAUAAGUAACGAAGAUGAUAAUAAUGAACCAGAGAAGAAAAGAAAGAAAGUUUUGAAGAAGACCAUCGUCAGGAACAAAACAACGUACAAAUUUUCCAAUGAAACCACGGACAUUUCAACAAAAAAACAAUGCGCUCUCACUGUUAUUUAUUUUGAUAUUGAAAAGAACAAAGUCGUUACUCAAUUUUUUGACUUGAUAGAGUCCGAGGGUAGCACCGCAAUUGAUUUAUUCGAAUUAUUGAUUUUAACGUUAAAAAAUAAAAAUUUGCCCCUAACAAAUCUUGUUGGAUUUUCAUCGGACACGACGAACGUAAUGGCAGGGACACGAGUACUCCAUUCAGUUUUUACUUUAUUAAAAGAAAAUAUUCCCCAUAUAAUUUGCAUAAAAUGUUCCUGCCAUAUGGCCCAUUUGGCCACCUCUAAAGCCUGUUUAAAACUGCCCAAAUCAGUGGAAGACUUGCUAAGGAAUAUUGGCAGUCAUUUUCACCGUAGCUCUCAAAGAACUAAACGAUUUGAAGAAUUUCAAACAUUUUUCGAAGUGAAAAUCCAUAAAAUAUUGUCACCGGCUGUUACAAGAUGGCUGUCUAUUAAAAAUUGUGUUGAUAGGGUUUUGGAGCAGUACGAGCCUCUAAAAGGGUAUUUUAGGGAGUUGGUGUUUGAAGAUCCUUCUCAUACGACUCAAAUAAUGAUUGAAACCUUAGAAAAUAAAUUUACAAAGGCAUAUUUGGAGUUUAUGAGUUAUACCCUAGGACUCAUGACUGAUUUUAACAUUCUUUUUCAAUCUGAAAAACCUCUCCUUUACAAAGUGAAACCUGAAACAGAAAAACUUUUAAAAACUUUAUGUAGUAACUAUAUGGAAAUAAACAUUAUAAGAAAAUGUACAAAUAUUUUUCAGUUAAAUCAUUUAAACCCAAAAUAUUUUGCUCCUUUGGAUAAAAUUUACUUGGGUUUAGAAGCAACCGAAACAAUACUCUAUAUAUCGGAAAGCUCCACGACCAAAAAAGAUGUGGACAAUUUUCUUAAAACAAUUUUAGAGUUUUACCUUGAACUAUAG